AUGGGUGGGUCAGGAAAUUGGAUUAGAUCACUAAUAUCUAACAGAAAACCUGUCGAUGAUCAGCUGGAGAAGUUGAGUGAUAAGAGCAGCAAGAAGAAAUGGAAGUUGUGGAGGAUUUCUUCGGAGAGCUUCUCAUCUUCUUCUUCCUCAAAGGAAGGUUUUUUCAAGAGCCGAGGAAGCUAUGGACUUUCUUCGUUAGGCUCAGAUCCACCUUCCUUCUCGGCCGAUGAGGCUUUCACUGUUGCAAUGGCAGCUCUCAUUCGAGCUCCUCCAAAGGAUUUCUUGUUGGUUAAGAGAGAAUGGGCUUCAACAAGAAUCCAAGCUGCUUUUCGCGCCUUCUUGGCAAGACAAGCGUUUAGAGCUUUGAAGGCUGUAGUGAGAAUCCAAGCAAUAUUUCGUGGUAGACAAGUUCGAAAACAAGCAGCCGUUACACUCAGAUGUAUGCAAGCUCUUGUUCGUGUUCAGUCUCGUGUGAGAGCUCAUCGCAGAGCGCCUUCAGACUCAACUGGACUGAAAGAUCCUGCAAAGCAGACCGAGAAGGGUUGGUGUGGUAGCCCAAGAAGUAUUAAGGAAGGGAAAACAAAGUUACAAAUGAAGCAAGAAGGGGCUAUUAAGAGGGAACGAGCUAUGGUUUAUGCUCUCACACAUCAGUCGAGGACGUGCCCAAGUCCAAACGCAAGAGCGAUAAAGCAUCAUGGUUCGCGCAAGAGCAGUCCUGGUUGGAACUGGUAUGACGAUGUUGGGACAUUUUCAAGGAAAAGUAGUGAGAGCAGUGUAUUGUCUGAACAUGAGACUGUAAAAGUCAGGAAGAACAAUCUUACUUCAACUAGAGUUCUUGCUAGACCUCCUCUAAUUCUUCCACCGAUUUCAUCUGGCAUGAGUUCUGAUUCUUUACACGAUGAGACAUCGACCUCGUCGACAUCUCAGUCACCAGUUCCAUUCUCCAGCAGUGUUCUUGAAGGUGGUGCGUACUAUCGAAAGCCGAGCUACAUGAGCCUGACACAAUCUACUCAUGCCAAACAAAGACAAUCAGGAUCAUCUUGCAAUGGAGAUGCAAGACGCAGUGCUGGUUCAGACCACUGUACUGAUCUAUACCCACCGGGGAUAGUAACUGGAAGACAUGUCUGGGCCAAGAGCAAGCGAAGCUAA
Molecule: messenger RNA, 1149 nt
Organism: Arabis nemorensis
Lineage: Eukaryota; Viridiplantae; Streptophyta; Magnoliopsida; Brassicales; Brassicaceae
Source: the annotation of a GenBank genome assembly